This is a messenger RNA of Oncorhynchus kisutch (coho salmon), 2739 nucleotides long. Its product is annotated as zinc finger and SCAN domain-containing protein 21-like. Gene Ontology annotation, biological process: regulation of transcription by RNA polymerase II. Gene Ontology annotation, molecular function: RNA polymerase II cis-regulatory region sequence-specific DNA binding; DNA-binding transcription factor activity, RNA polymerase II-specific. The coding region runs from base 200 to 2029 and encodes 609 amino acids. The record is from RefSeq and is a predicted model, not a curated record. The transcript has 7 exons. NCBI's taxonomy places the organism in Eukaryota, Metazoa, Chordata, Actinopteri, Salmoniformes, Salmonidae.
ACGAAGAAACCGUAGUAAACGAAAGUGUACAGUGACCAAGAGCAAUUUAAUUGUUGUUAGACGUUUAACACCCUGGAACUCAACAUAAGAUUAAUUUAACCGCACAGUAUCACAUACUUACUCCCGGUAUUCUUUAAAUUUAAUUGGAGACGACUUGGUUGAUAGAUGUGAACUAGGUAACGCUAGCUAGCUGCUAACAAUGGCUAACUGUAUGGUUUUUCACUCUCAAAUGGCCUCCAUUAUGGAGGUUCUAGCGAAUGCAGCUGUGGCUGAGAUAUGUAAACUCGUAGAUGACGACUAUGCAGUGUUUCGUUUGGAAAUUUCUCAAAGCCAGAAAGAAAACAGGGCAUUGCGGAGGAAACUACAGCUACUGGAAAUUAAGGUGGCACGGGAGCGCGCAGAGAGGACAAUGAGAGAGCGCGUCCUCGCAAGUCAUCCCUGUAAUGUCAAGAUCCUCGACCGAUACAGAGGAAAUGCAAAAGGUGAAGGACAUCUCACUGGAGGCCACAGGAGCUUUGUGAAGCCAGCGGGACAAAAUACAUGGAGAGAUGACCAACCAAUCACUGUUGAUGAGGGGAGUGGAACCUCAACCCAGCAAGUUAUCGUGAUAGAGUCUGCAGAUACAGAGGCUGCAGUUCCUGGUGUCAAGCAGGAAAGGUCUGAAGGAGAGGAUGACCCACGGCACAGCAGAGACAUCCAGACUGAAGUGGCUGGAGCACCCCCUGUAGCCACGGAGGUCCCCAGCACCGCCCCAGCACCGCCCAGGACCCGAGGCAACAUCACGGAGGAAGAGGAGGGUCCAGAGGUGCUGUGGGUGAAGGAGGAGGGGUGUGAGGAGGGUCUCGGGAACACUGAGGGGACCAUGGUCAUGGAGGACAACCAGACUACACCUCCUCCUGAACCCGCAGAGGAAUCAGCUGAUCAGCACAGGACCACACACAGUCUCACUGAGUCAGUAGACAUGGAGGAUGGGAAGACUGAUCUGCUGCUGGUCAAAGAGGAGAUAAUAGAAGACGGACAAGAGAGCAUUGAUCUGCUGAGUGGACUAAAGAUGGGGGAGCAAGGUGGUUGGCUGGAGGCUAACAGAGGAGACUGGGCGGCCAUCUUGGAUUCCAAGACCCAGAUGGGUGCAGCCAAGGGCCCAGGGUACGACAUCACCGAGCAGGCCAGAACCAGAGGCGACAUAGUGAAGGUCAAUGGAUGGGACAGCGUCCUCAACUCUGGGCUGGGGGACAACACUGUUAAUUCCAACCAGAAACAGAGAGUGGAACACAAAAUAACAUCUGAAUUUAGUCUCCAUGACAACAGACUUGUUGAAACCAGGGCGAGAUGUAGAUUUGGUCUGCAGGGACAGGGCGGUGUCCAUAUGCAGCUAGAGAGAACAGACACUGACUCGGCCAGCGAUGCUCCCUCCUGCUCCUAUAGUUGUGAUUCAGAGAGACAGGUGGCGCCUCAGGUUAACACCCUAACAGAUGCUGCCUUCAGCCUGCCUUCUUUAGGAUCUAUCAACUGGAACAUGGACACCGUGACAACACAGACACUUCCUGGCCUUCAUCCUCCUCACACUGUCCUAAUGUUAAACCAGACCUCAGACAAUGCCAGUGCAUCAACACUAAAUGGCUACACAAGCCCAUUGAAAAAUUACAGUAGUAGUAGCGCUAUCAGUAGAUCCGGUGGCAAAGAGAAGCGCUUCCCGUGUUCGUUCUGUGGGAAAGCCUUCAGUUUCCCCAAACAGGUGGAGAUCCACCAGAGGAUGCACACGGGUGAGAAACCAUUCGGUUGCCACCUGUGCCGGGCCAAAUUCUCCCACUCGUCCAGCCUGAAGAGGCACCAGAGGGUCCACACAGGGGUGAAACCCUUCAGUUGUACCCAGUGUCAGAUGUGCUUUGCCCAGGCUGGUCAUCUGAAGAGGCACCAGAGGGUCCACACGGGAGAGAGGCCGUUUGCCUGUACGCACUGCGGGAAGAGGUUCUCAGAAAGGAGCUACCUCAGGAUACACCAACAUAAAAUGCACAGGGCCCAUGUAUAGAGUAUAGUGACAUUUAAUGUAGUUUGUUUGUUUGUAGUUUAUUCUGGUGGUUUUGGAUGUGGUAGCGAAUUGGAUGAGGUGAACUGAGGAAAGAAUGAGCAUGAUGACUAGAUGAUAUGCCACGCCUGCUCCUGCUCCUCCUCUUUGGCGCUCGAGGGCGCCAGGCUGCCCAUCAUUAACCUGUCACCGUUAUUACACACAUCAGCACUCGCUGGACUCCAUUGCCUUGUUGAUUGCCCCCUGUGUCAGCAUUAUUGUAGUUUUUGUUUUCCCCUAUCCAGACGCUGUCCAUAUUCUAUUCCUGUCUGUGUUUUAUUAAAUGUUCACUCCUUGUACUUGCUUCUCGUCUCCAGUGUCUGUCCUCGCGUGAUAUUGUGAUGGUGUCUAUAAAAAUGCUUCACUGAUGAAGAGUGACAACCUUCAACCUUUAGGUUGAUACUGGUGUUUUAUAAUGAGAUACGGAUAAUGCCUUAAUUCAUGUUUACUUGACAUGAAGUAGUGAAGCUGUGUGUAAUGUUGAACCUUUUCCAAAGUAUUUUUAAAUACAUUUUUAUCAAAGCAAGGGUACAAGAUUUACAGAAAAUGUAGUGUUACCAUAGUGAGAAAAUAUAUUAUUCUUGUCACGUAUCGUUUUGUACAAUAAAUGUGCUGUACUUAAAAGUUAUAAGUACAUGACCAUUUUGUUGAAUUUAAAUACAAAAUUGACUGAC